Messenger RNA from Mizuhopecten yessoensis (Yesso scallop), 1869 nucleotides. RefSeq lists its product as uncharacterized. Lineage: Eukaryota; Metazoa; Mollusca; Bivalvia; Pectinida; Pectinidae. Gene Ontology annotation, biological process: DNA integration; DNA recombination. The record is from RefSeq and is a predicted model, not a curated record. The transcript has a single exon. Bases 1 to 1869 code for a protein of 622 amino acids. Gene Ontology annotation, molecular function: DNA binding.
AUGGAGACUCCUCCUUCUCAAAGGCGCUGUCCUGGGGGUCAUUUUUUUGAGGCUUCCGACCCCCACCCUUACUGUCCUGGCUGUCGGUCUUGCUCUCUGGAGCAGCCGUGUGAAAUUUGCCGUGCCUGGCAGCCGACUCCUGCCGGUGGUUCUCCCCGCCCGCGAGGGCGUGCAGGUAAGUCGGGUAGAAGGGGUAGGGGUGGGGCGAGGGCUAAGGCUAGGCCUAAGCCCUCGGAGAACACCAGCGGAAUUCCGACCUCUGUUGAGUCUUCCCUGGGGUUCGUUUGGGCGGUUUCGACCCGUACCANCGGUGAGGCACCUUCCAGGUCGUCUGAAUGUUCUGGCCGACACUCUGUCUCGGUCUCGGAGCCCGGUUCUCACCGAAUGGACCCUCAAGCGUUCGGUGUUCCGGUCUCUUUGCCUGGUUUGGGACAGACCCCAUGUGGAUCUGUUCGCCACGGCCCUGAACUUUCGACUCCCUACAUUUGUGUCUCCGGUUCCAGACCCUAUGGCCAUGGCGGUGGAUGCUCUAUCCCAGGACUGGUCGGGAAUGUACGCGUAUGCGUUUCCUCCCUUCAAUCUGGUGGGCAGGGUGUUGGAAAAGAUCCUUCUACACCCUUGUACUGUGUUGCUGGUUGCACCGCUCUGGCCUCGACAACCUUGGUUUCCUCUGUUGCUUCGGCUGUCGGUGGACUUCCCACGCAGCAUCCCACCCCUGUGGGAUCUGCUGUCUCAACCGAGGUCCCGACAGUUCUACUCGGGACCGGAACGGCUCCACCUUCACGGUUGGAUGCUAUCUCGGGAAGGCUCACUCAGACGGGCUUUUCUCGAGAAGUUGCAACUCGCAUCGCAGGAUCACUUAGACCUUCGUCUUCCGCCGUCUACCAAUCUCGAUGGUCCGCAUUCGGUGAUUGGUGUGUCGGACGGUCGAUUGAUCCAGUCUCUGCCUCUGUUCCCGUUGUAGCUGACUUUCUUUUGUCUCUGUUCAGGGACAAAGGUCUGUCUCCGGGAACUAUUGCAGGCUAUCGUUCAGCCAUUGCUAGUGUGCUGGCUUUCUAUGGUAGCAAGUCAGUGGGCUCGGACGCUUCAUUGUCGGCUCUCAUUAGGGGCUUCUACAUUGAGAAGCCUCGUUCACGGCAAUUGGUCCCUAGGUGGAAUUUAGCACUUGUGCUAGAUUCCUUGUUAAGGGCGCCAUUCGAGCCCCUCCAGUCGACAGAUCGGAAGUUUCUUACUUUCAAGACUGUGUUCUUGAUAGCCUUUGCUUCCGGUCGCCGCAGAAGCGAGAUUCAUGCUUUCAGCAGAUCUUCUUCUUGCCUUCGUUUUUCGGCUGGCCAUUCUUCGGUCUCGGUGACCACUGAUCCCUCCUUUUUAGCUAAGAACCAGGUUCCCGGUUUCACCCCAGGGCUUGUGGUUAUCCCUUCUUUGGCUUCAACUCUGGAUGGGGAUUGUCCUGAUCGCCUGCUCUGCCCAGUUCGGGCCUUGCGUUACUACUUGGCCAGAACAGAGGGGGGGGCGGGACACUCGUCUCGGCUGUUCCAGUCUCUCCAGCCCGGUCGCUCUGAUAUCUCUGCAGCGACCAUCUCACGCUGGAUUGUUCAGACUGUUCGAGCUGCGUAUGAGUCGGCAGGGGAUCAGUCCUUGCGGGUGUCAGGGGUUAGGGCUCAUGAGGUUCGCGCUUUAGCUACUUCGUGGGCCUUAUUUAAUGGUUCUUCUUACGCUGAGGUCAUGACAGCUGCUGUUUGGAGGGGUCAUUCUACGUUUACGGAGUUCUAUCUCCGAUCUUUGUCGGGACAGUCUGACGGAUUGUAUUCUUUGGGCCCUCUUGUGGCUGCCCAGUCCGUUGUCUGUCCUCCCUCUUCUUUUGCAUAA